This is a messenger RNA of Mangifera indica (mango), 2556 nucleotides long. Its product is annotated as ubiquitin carboxyl-terminal hydrolase 18-like. The coding region runs from base 194 to 2290 and encodes 698 amino acids. Gene Ontology annotation, biological process: protein deubiquitination. The transcript is spliced from 11 exons. Gene Ontology annotation, cellular component: nucleus; cytosol. The record is from RefSeq and is a predicted model, not a curated record. Gene Ontology annotation, molecular function: cysteine-type deubiquitinase activity; cysteine-type endopeptidase activity. Lineage: Eukaryota; Viridiplantae; Streptophyta; Magnoliopsida; Sapindales; Anacardiaceae.
AAAAAGGAGCUCUAGACGAAUUCUCAAAAUUUCACACAGAACGUGGCACGUUUUGCACAGUGGCGAAAAAACCAACAAAAUAAAGGAAGACGAAAAAUCUUGAAAGCCGAGGCUGAUUCGAGAAAGAAGAAGAAGAGAAUUGAAUUGAGAGAAAAAAAAAAAAAAAAAAAGGGAGAAAUUGUGCGUUGUUUAGAUGCAUGUCGGGGGAGGAAUAACAGUGGAUCUUAACUGGUUCGUGCAAUUCAUAUUGACUUCGUUUUUAAUCUUCUUUGGAUUGCUUCACUUGGUCAAGAAUACAGCAUCUAAGUACUUCGAGGUAGACGCCAAUUUCGAAGGCACCGAUCGUAAUCGCCACGACUUAAUGUCCUCCUCGAUUCCCAUCGAAAACGACGAUUUCUCUUGUGUCGUCUGCGCCAAUCCCGGCACCAAAAAGUGCUCGCGUUGUAAAUCGGUCAGAUAUUGCUCAUCGACGUGCCAAUCAACUCAUUGGAAAUCUGGUCACAAGACAAAAUGCAAGGAUUAUGGCAAAGUAAAUUCAGUGCAGUCUGUGAUAACUAAUUUUGGACCAAAAGCUUCUUGCGGUGGAGGUAAAAAUAUCAAUGGAAUCGCACUGGUUCCUGCCCAGGGAACCUGUAAGGUUUUUAAAAAACCUAGAAAGGUUCUUUUUCCAUAUGAUGAAUUUGUGAAGUUGUUCAAUUGGAACAAGCCUGGAUUCCCUCCUUGCGGGCUUUUAAAUUGUGGAAACAGUUGCUUUGCAAAUGUAGUUUUACAAUGCCUUACAUACACAAGACCUUUGGUUGCUUACUUGUUGGAGAAGGGCCAUAGGAGAGAAUGUAGACAUGAUGAUUGGUGCUUCCUAUGUGAACUUCAGGCACAUGUAGAAAAAGCAUGCCAAAGUCAGCAUCCCUUUUCACCAAUGAGUAUCCUCUCACGGUUACCUAACAUUGGUGGUAAUCUUGGUUAUGGAAGACAGGAGGAUGCUCACGAAUUCAUGAGGUUUGCCAUCGAUACAAUGCAAUCAAUUUGCCUUGAUGAAUUUGGUGGAGAAAAAGUUGUUAAACCGAGCUCUCAAGAGACAACACUUAUCCAACAUAUAUUUGGUGGCCACCUUCAAUCACAGGUGUUAUGUACAAAAUGCGGUAACAUUUCAAAUCAAUAUGAAAAUAUGAUGGAUCUGACUGUCGAAAUUCAUGGAGAUGCUGCAUCAUUGGAAGAAUGCCUGGAACAAUUCACUGCCAAAGAGUGGCUUCAUGGAGAGAAUAUGUAUAAAUGUGAUGGAUGCAAUGACUAUGUGAAGGCAUGGAAGCGUCUUACUGUUCGACAUGCACCAAACAUUCUCACAAUUGCCUUGAAGAGGUUUCAGAGUGGGAGGUUUGGGAAACUGAACAAAAGAGUGAGUUUUCAUGAGACUUUGGAUCUUAGCCCUUACAUGAGUGAAGAAGGAGGUGGUGCAGAUGUCUACAAGCUUUAUGCAGUUGUUGUCCAUGUGGACAUGCUGAAUGCAUCUUUUUUUGGCCAUUACAUAUGCUAUGUCAAGGAUUUCAGUGGAAACUGGUACAAAGUUGAUGACUGCAAGGUUAUGAAUGUGGAAAUGGAAGAAGUACUUUCUCAGGGAGCAUAUAUGCUUUUAUACAGCAGAGUUGCUCCACGGUCUUCAUAUUUAACUAAUGGGGAACCUUCGAUGAAGGAUGAGCAGAAAGCAGUGAAUGGGGAAUUGGAGCCUAUUGCAAAUGUAGAUGAAAGCUUCUCUCCCAGUGAGUUGAGUAAUCCCAUUACUAGGUCCGCAUCCUCUUCAACCGAUGAUGCUUCACACUUGAGGGUUUCUGUUUCCAGUGAUGAAAACAAGUCAUCUUCUGCUCAAGUUGCAAUAGAAGAUCUGGAGGAUGUCAAUAUGGUUAAUAACAACUUAAGUUCAUCUGACAGGAAAUAUCUGUCUAGCUGCAAUGGAAAAAUAAACAUGGCAUUAAGUUCCAAAGCUGCUAGGGAAGAUCUGCAGGAGGACACACACAUGGUUGAUUCUGGACCUUAUUUAUCUGGUUAUAGAGAGUUUUCUGUCUGUGAUGAUGAUUCACAUGUAGCAAUUGAUCAUGAAGCAAUCAUAGGAGAUUCAGAAGAUAUAAAUAUGGUCGAUUGUGAUACAGAUUCAUUUGUUGCAACGGAUAUUAAAAUUUGCGGUUGUAUGUGUUCAUGUCCAGGUGAGACAUCUCCAGCUAGAGCUCACAAUCUGAAAAGUUUGGUUGGUGAGAAUGGUAAUGGAGUCAAGAGAAGUGAAAUAUCAGAGGCAAAUUAGUUCACGAUAAUGUCAUUGGUUGCAUUUGUCCCACUAAUUUCUGUUCAUAAUUUUUAACGAUAGUGACAACCCCAACUUCGAAGGAAGAGGCUGAGUUGGGAAUUUUGAUCUGGGUUCAAUAUUUGCAGAAAUCACAGGUUCUAUUGUACUGAUUUUUUAGAUGAACUGGGUAACUUUGUUAGUUAUACAGUUUGAAGAAUGGCAAUACCUUGAGAACAUGUUUCUCUUCUCCAUAAAUGUGAUUUAUGAAGUGUUUGCCAGUGUCA